This is a messenger RNA of Priapulus caudatus, 837 nucleotides long. RefSeq names its product general secretion pathway protein A-like. The transcript has a single exon. Gene Ontology annotation, molecular function: ATP hydrolysis activity. The record is from RefSeq and is a predicted model, not a curated record. NCBI's taxonomy places the organism in Eukaryota, Metazoa, Priapulida, Priapulimorpha, Priapulimorphida, Priapulidae. The coding region runs from base 1 to 837 and encodes 278 amino acids.
AUGAAUAAAACACUGUUAUCGCUUUAUGGCCUGAAAUGGAAUCCUUUCUCGCCUGAGCUGCCCACGGAAGGUGUGUAUAUCACAGCCAAGGUUGAACAGUUCUUCUGGCGUAUAGAACAAGCCCUGAUCCGUGAAGGUGGCUUUGCCAUGAUCACCGGUGACCCUGGAACCGGUAAAAGCAUCACCCUACGCCUGCUGGCGCAACGCUUGUCAAAACUGCAAGAUCUCAGUGUAGGCGCCAUUGUCCACCCCAGUGGUAACCUGGCCGACUUCUACCGUGAAAUGGGCGACCUAUUCGGCAUAGAACUGAAACCACAUAAUCGCUGGGGCGGGUUUAAAGCCCUGCGCGAACGCUGGUUAUCGCAUCUGGAAGGUACGUUAUUACGUCCGGUGUUAUUGAUUGAUGAAGCCCAGGAAAUGCAACCCGCCGUACUCAGUGAACUGCGUUUGCUCAGCAGCAUGCAGUUUGACUCCCAGACUUUGCUCACCGUCGUACUCGCCGGUGAUGCUCGACUGAGCCAUAAACUACGCCGUGAUGAACUACUGCCCUUGGGCAGUCGUAUUCGCGCUCGACUGGUGAUGGACUAUGUCGAUCGCAACGAACUGGUAGCCUGCUUGAAGCACCUGUUAUCGACAGCAGGCAAUGCUAGUCUGAUGACCCCGGAACUGAUACAGACGCUAUGUGAUCAUGCCCUGGGUAAUUACCGUGUACUGACCGGCAUGGCGGCCGACCUGUUGACGACUGCCGCCUUUAGAGAACUCACCCAACUGGAUGAAAAACUGUACCUGGAUGUUUUUGCAGCAACGCCUUCCAAAUCACAUAAAAGGCCUGAAUAA